CCCACUCGCUUCUUCCUCCUCCUCAUCGUCCCUCCUCCUCCGCUGCAGCCUACAACCGGCAUGUCUGCCAACUAAGAGGCUCGAUUUAUCCUUUUUUAGACGCAACAACUUGUAUAUUCCGCGACACCGCUCGAGAAGAAGCAGGCUAUUUGUAGACCCGCAGCGCCUUUUUCCCCGAUUUGGGCUGAGAAAGAAGGACGAGGAUCCAAAUCAAGGUCCGUCCGUCCGUCCGUCCUCGAUAACGUGACCCGCUGAAGGAAGAGAACACAGAACUGCUUCAUCAUGAAUUUUGUAAUGAAAGCUGCAAUGGGAGGUGGUCCUCCUGAUGUUGGCAAGAUGCUGGGUGGUGAGGAGAAGGAAGAGGACCCGGAUGCAGCAAAGAAAGAGGAAGAAAGGCAGGAGGCGCUGAGACAGCAGGAGGAGGAGAGGAAGGCUAAAUACGCCAAGAUGGAAGCCGAGAGGGAGCAGAUGAGACAAGGCAUCAGGGAUAAGUACGGUUUGAAAAAGCGUGAGGAGGCCGAGGCUGAAGCAGCGGCUGCAGCCGAGGAGCCUGCGGAGGGCAGCUUGACACGACCGAAGAAGGCAGUGCCCACCGGCUGCGGGGAUGAAGAAGAGGAGGAGAGCAUCAUGGACACAGUGAUGAAAUACCUGCCAGGUCCACUGCAGGAUAUGUUGAAGAAGUAAGACAAAUUGCCAGCCAGUGAUAAUGCUCGCUGAAGUCGUUACCAGGUUGGCUUCAAUCCCAAAACUCACGCUCAGAUUAGCAAUGUAAAUGAUUCAAAUUUGGUUUAUUCAAAGGUGACUAUUAAAAUUUUCGAAAAGUGAAUUGCCACUGUCAUGCGGAUGUAGACUGCGCCAUUGGGUGCGCGUGUGUGAGUCGAGCAAAGGGGCCAUUGACACAAUUCGAAACAAUCUUUCCUUUUUCUCUGACUACUUCCAUUGAAGAGUUUGAAGCAUCAACACGGUGUUCUCCUUCACCUCGCUCUUCACUUUAAUUGUACAUAAGCAAUCUAUAUAACAAGCCUCAAGCAAGGCCAAACAAUCAAAGAUAUCCAUUUAUUAUACUGUCUGUCUCUAAACUAGAAAAUGUGAUGACAUGAUAAGCCAUAUUUUAAAAAAAAAAAAAAGAUAUUUAAAACAGAAUUUGUGCAAGCUCUUAAAGCUGCCGUUUGUGUCGAGUUUAUGUCAAGCUGUUUUGCACAGUGUUACACAUCCUCCGUGAAAAGUGUUGUCUCCGUUGGACGUCAAAGUGUGCUCACCUUUGUGUAAUGUAGGAAAUGUUCCGUGUGUCUCGCAUGCCAUUUGUCUUGACGAGUAUGUGACUAUGUACAAGCCACUCCCUUUUUAUCCUCUUCUUUGUUAUGCAAAAAUUAUUAAGGCAAUAACUCCUGAGUUUGUGUUUUUCCUUUAUGUCAAUGUAACAAUGAAUAAUAGUAAUAGGAAAUAAAGCAUUUAGGCCAUUUAUUUGACAGGAUUGGAGGGCUUUCUUUUGUCGGUAGAAAAUGCGACUCUAUGGUGGUUCUGACAACAGUCAAGCUUUCAGCCAUAAAACCAACCGCCAAUUGUAGUGCACUAAGUACUGUUAUAUAACAGCGAGAGUUGUGAAUGACGUAUGACAUCAGUAUUGGACGCUUACAACAAUGUUUUGUUUCCCGUCUUAAUUUGUGGAUGAACAUAACAUCCAUACACUUACUGUCACUGAAGUGACCACAUGGUAAUAGAAGUGUUUAAAUGAUGUUUCAUUUGUUGUGGUAUACAAAAGCGAGCCGCCGAGGCGCCAUAGACUGUCAUGAGCAAUAAAGGAUUAUUAUGUAUGUUUCUGCCUCAGAAUUAAUAAAAACCUAAAUAUCUUGUUCA
Molecule: messenger RNA, 1857 nt
Organism: Syngnathus typhle (broad-nosed pipefish)
Lineage: Eukaryota; Metazoa; Chordata; Actinopteri; Syngnathiformes; Syngnathidae
Gene: cplx2a
Product: complexin 2a
Exons: 4
Coding region: 283-684 (133 amino acids)
Biological process (GO): synaptic vesicle exocytosis; regulation of neurotransmitter secretion; neurotransmitter transport
Cellular component (GO): SNARE complex; terminal bouton
Molecular function (GO): syntaxin binding
Source: RefSeq, a predicted model, not a curated record